UUAUUUUUGUAUGAAAAUUUAAAAGAUUGUUGGAGAAAAAUUAAUUACCAAACUUCAAAAUUUACUAAUGACAAGUUUUACUUUUAACUUUCUCAUAGCAGUCUUAUGUUUUAAUUGUUGGUUUGUUUUAAAAGUGUGUAUUAUUUUCUCUGAAAAAGUUCAUAGGAUAUGUAAAUUGAUAUGGUUUAGCAUAUGAUAAAGUACCUAUCACGCUGUAAAAGUGUGAUAAAUGUUACCUGUUAUUAUCAAAAUCAUUACUGUUACAUCAUUUUCCUCCCAUUUUAAAGUUGACCAUGCCAGUCAUACUUAUUCCCUGAUUUCUUUGCAUUUACAGGAGAAGAAUGGCUUUGAAACAGAUUUCUAGCAACAAGUGCUUUGGAGGAUUGCAGAAAGUUUUUGAACAUGACAGUUGUGAACUAAAUUGCAAAAUGAAAUUUGCGAUCUACUUGCCACCAAAGGCAGAAACUGGAAAAUGCCCUGUGCUAUAUUGGCUGUCUGGUUUAACUUGCACAGAACAAAAUUUCAUAUCAAAAUCUGGUUAUCAUCAAGCUGCCUCAGAACAUGGCCUUAUCGUCAUUGCUCCAGAUACCAGCCCUCGUGGCUGCAAUAUUAAAGGAGAAGAUGAGAGCUGGGACUUUGGUACUGGUGCUGGGUUUUAUGUGGAUGCUACUGAAAAUCCUUGGAAAACUAACUACAGAAUGUACUCUUAUGUAACAGAGGAGCUUCCCCAACUCAUAAAUACCAAUUUUCCAGUGGAUCCUCAAAGGAUGUCUAUUUCUGGCCAUUCCAUGGGAGGCCAUGGAGCACUGAUUUGUGCUUUGAAGAAUCCUGGAAAAUACAAAUCUGUGUCAGCAUUUGCUCCAAUUUGUAACCCAGUGCUCUGUCCCUGGGGCAAGAAAGCCUUUGGUGGAUAUUUGGGAACAGAUGAAAGUAAAUGGAAGGCUUAUGAUGCUACUCAUCUUGUGAAGUCCUACCCGGGUUCUCAGAUAGACAUACUAAUUGAUCAAGGAAAAGAUGACCAGUUUCUUUCAGAUGGACAGUUACUACCUGACAACUUCAUAGCUGCCUGUACAGAAAAGAAAAUCCCUGUUGUUUUUAGAUUACAAGAGGGCUAUGAUCAUAGUUACUACUUCAUUGCCACCUUUAUUACUGAUCACAUCAGACAUCACGCGAAAUACCUGAAUGCAUGAAAAACUUCAGAUAAGAGAAUCUCCUCUGAUUAUGGAAAUUGUAAUGAGCAGAAUUGCAGAG
Molecule: messenger RNA, 1251 nt
Organism: Talpa occidentalis (Iberian mole)
Lineage: Eukaryota; Metazoa; Chordata; Mammalia; Eulipotyphla; Talpidae
Gene: ESD
Product: esterase D
Exons: 9
Coding region: 342-1190 (282 amino acids)
Biological process (GO): formaldehyde catabolic process
Cellular component (GO): cytosol
Molecular function (GO): S-formylglutathione hydrolase activity
Source: RefSeq, a predicted model, not a curated record